AUGUCAAAUCAUUUUAAUGAAGGCCUUCAGGGCAAGUCAUAUAAGUUUCGGUCUAAGCCCCCGAUAGACCCCACCAAAGAAGAAGACGUUAUUGACAAAUUUCUGAACCUAAAUUCAUAUACCCCUGUUCAGGAAGGCUCUCCGGAAGGUUUUCCUAACUCACAGCAACUGGACCCUGGAACUAACAUGCAACACUCGAGUUCGUUCGAUGGCUUGCAACCGACACCGUCCUCGAAAAAACCAGCUUUCCUGGAUGAAAGCUCGAUGUUCUUAUCAAGCAACUCAGAAUCUUACUCUAAUCAGGCCUCCAAUAACUCCUAUAAUUUUAUCGGGUCCAGCCAAGACUUCCCCACUGUUCCAUCUCUCGAGACUCCCCCACAACAACCAUAUAUCCAUUUUGAAGAUGCCAUAUCUGACAAUAAAUCGCCGACUUCAGCUGAAUCGACAGCUCCUCUCAUACAGAUAGACAAGGCAUUUGCCGAGUAUAUCUCGCUACAAUCGGAGAUGACCGAGUUUCCACAGCCGACGACAAUGGACAGAUACUCAUCCAACCAGUUCGAAAGAGACGUGACACAGUACAAUACGAACCCCAGCUUUUUUCUGCAACCGCAGGCAGCCGGGCAGUAUAUUCAAACAGAGUCGAGCACGGGCUCCGACCUUUCCGCUUCUAACUCUCCGUAUUUGUCAGCAGUUGAAUCGAUUGUCAGUGGAGAUUUGAACGAGCGAGGAGAUGAUCUCGAGGGUCUUCAAAUGUCAGAGGACAUAAGGCAGUUGUCUCUUUCCGCAAUUGCCACACCAAACAUAAACCUCACAGAACAUAAUUUAAGAGAGCAAGAACGAAUCUCGUCAGCUCCUCCAAUUGUUAUCGAAAAUCCAGAGAAUUUGGCGAAAAGGACACCAUCCCUAUUCUCGGCUUCCUCUUCAAGAGCUUCUUCCCCUAACAGAUCCGGGUCUGGAAGUUACACCGGUGGUCCACAUAUUACAAGUGGAGACCAUUCUUUCACCCCAGAAAUUUCCAUCAAGGUGGAAGACACCUCGAAUCCCCAUACAGUUGACAGUUCAAGUUAUAGUACUCCGGAUCAUGAAAAGCUGUACACUGGCAACUACUUGCAGGCUGAUGACGCCGUCAAGUAG
Ogataea philodendri is the source of this 1134-nucleotide messenger RNA. RefSeq lists its product as uncharacterized. Bases 1 to 1134 code for a protein of 377 amino acids. The transcript is spliced from 2 exons. NCBI's taxonomy places the organism in Eukaryota, Fungi, Ascomycota, Pichiomycetes, Pichiales, Pichiaceae. The record is from RefSeq and is a predicted model, not a curated record.